Molecule: messenger RNA, 2160 nt
Organism: Babesia ovata
Lineage: Eukaryota; Apicomplexa; Aconoidasida; Piroplasmida; Babesiidae
Product: heat shock protein
Exons: 6
Coding region: 1-2160 (719 amino acids)
Biological process (GO): protein folding
Cellular component (GO): mitochondrial inner membrane
Molecular function (GO): ATP hydrolysis activity; protein kinase binding; ATP binding
Source: RefSeq, a predicted model, not a curated record
AUGAAGCAAAACACGGCGCUUCGCGGUCUCCUCCCUAGCCUGGCUUCCUCUGGAAGGCGCAGGGGCGGAGUGUCUUUAUGCACGUUCAGCAGGUAUCUUGCUCGUGCCGAGACGCAGCAGGCGGCUUCCAGGAUUGGUACGCUUGCUCGCAAGGGGUCAAAUGGGCUCCCUAUCCGGACCCAAAGCCAGUUAACCUCUCUGCGCCAGUUGCGUGCCUUUUCCUCGGGAUCGGCAGAGGGUGACAGAUACGAGUUCAAGGCUGAAAUCCAGAAGCUGCUCCAAAUUGUGGCCCACUCACUCUAUACCGACAAGGAGGUGUUCAUCAGGGAGCUGAUCAGUAACGCAAGCGAUGCGCUGGAGAAGCUCAGAUUUCUCGAGGCGACACAAGAAGGUCUCUCCGGCACCAAGGUAGAUCCUGAUGUGUCAUACAAGAUCAAAAUAUCUGCUGAUCCGGAAUCGAAGACCUUCACCAUCGAGGACACCGGUGUAGGUAUGUCCAAGGACGAGAUAGUGAACAAUCUCGGCACCAUCGCUAAGUCUGGCUCUUUAGCAUUCCUGGAGGACCCGUCACUCAACGCCAAGGACAAGGCGAAUGCGAUCAUUGGCCAGUUCGGUGUCGGAUUCUACAGCAGCUUCGUUGUUUCUAAGAGCGUCGAAGUUUUCACACGCAGCUUUGACCCGGAAAAGGGUGUCAAGGGGUACCACUGGUCGUCUGACGGUGCAGGCUCAUUCACCAUUAAGGAGGUGGACGAUCUGCCUCGCGGAACCAAGAUCAUAUGCCACCUUCGGGACGACUGCCUAACUUUCGCGAACACGGCGAACGUGAAGCGCGUAGCCGAGAAGUUUUCGGCUUUCGUCAACUUCCCGCUAUACAUACAGGAGAAGGAGUCCGAUGUUGAGAUCACGACCCAGAAGCCACUAUGGAUGGAGACCAACGCAUCGGACGAGGAGCACACGAAGUUCUUCAGGUACCUCAACAACGCUUCCUGGGGCGAGCCUAUGUACAAAAUAUCGUUCCACUCCGAUGCUCCGCUGUCUAUUAAAUCGCUCUUUUACAUCCCAGAGGAUGCGCCCAGCAGGUUGUUCCAGUCUUCCGCGGAGGUGGGAGUUUCGCUGCACUCUAGGAAAAUAUUGAUUCAAAAGUCGGCCGAUGCCAUCAUCCCCAAGUGGCUGUUCUUCGUGAAGGGUGUCAUCGACUGUGAGGACAUCCCACUGAACGUCAGCCGUGAGCUGGUGCAGGACAGCCAGCUGGUCAAGAAGCUCGCCAACACCGUCGUCAAGCGCAUUCUGAAAUUCAUGAACGACGAGAGCAAUCGCGACCCUGAGAAGUUCAGGAAAUUCUAUGACAAAUACCACUACCACCUGAAGGAGGGUCUGCUCGACGAGUCGCACAAGAACGGCCCAUACCGUCAGCAGCUGCUGCAGCUGAUCAGGUACGAGUCGUCGAAGGGCGAACCCAAUCAACUCUUCACAUUCGAUGAGUAUAUCGCCACCAUGAAGGAAAAGCAGAAAAAUAUCUACUACUUCUGCGCCGCCAACCGUGAAACUGCGCUUGCAAGCCCCUACAUGGAAUCCUUCAAACGCAGGGACAGGAACGUGCUGUUGCUCUACGAGGACAUCGACGAGUUCGUCUCAAUGAACAUCCAGGAGUACAAGGACAAGAAGAUGGUCGCCAUCGACUCCCCUGAAGAGGACUUCGAGCCUGACCUCGAGAACGUAGACAAAGACGAAGCAGAGCUCGAAUUGCUCACCGAGGAGCAGCGAACGAAGCUAUCGGAGUUCAUGCAGGCCACCCUUGGUUCCAAGGUGAACGCCGUCAAGUUCUCCGAGCGUCUGGUGGACUCCCCUGCGGUUGUAACGGGAUUCCUCUCUGCCGCGCUGCGCAAGGUCAUGAAGGCAACCAUGAAGGGGGCGCCGGACGCCGGUGCCAGCCUCGCUUCGAUGCCGUCGACGCUGGAGCUAAACCCCAAGCACAGCAUCAACGUGACCAUUUUCCACGUCAUGCAGAACGACCCUGAGGUGGCCAAGACACUCGUCGAGCAGCUCUAUGACAACGCCUCGAUUGCCGCUGGGAUCGUCGACGACCCCCGUACGAUGUUGGGGCGGCUGAACAAGAUGCUUGAGCUCACUGCGGACUUCGCACGCAAAAACUGCAAUUAA